Molecule: messenger RNA, 4230 nt
Organism: Hevea brasiliensis (rubber tree)
Lineage: Eukaryota; Viridiplantae; Streptophyta; Magnoliopsida; Malpighiales; Euphorbiaceae
Product: translocase of chloroplast 159, chloroplastic
Exons: 1
Coding region: 162-4013 (1283 amino acids)
Biological process (GO): protein targeting to chloroplast
Cellular component (GO): chloroplast outer membrane
Molecular function (GO): GTP binding; GTPase activity
Source: RefSeq, a predicted model, not a curated record
GCCUCAAGGGUAGGAGAGAGAGAGAGAGAUUUGUAGUUUCACACACUUGCCAACCUUAUCUCGCUCUCAAUCUUCUCUUAUCAUUGCUUGGUAUCACAAUUACUCGCAGCUUCCAAAAACCCUAGCUCUACCCCUGUUUGCUUCUUCGUGUUAUUAGCGCCAUGGACUCCAAGCCUUAUGUACCAGAAACGCCGUCGCAUCUCUCUAACUCAUCAGGUUCUCCUCAUUCUUCUUAUACUUCCUCGUCAUCUUCGCCUUCUUCAAAUCAUUCUGUUAUUGAUAAUUCAGUUAGGAAUUAUACUUUAGAGGUUGCUGAUCAUAAUAACAAUAACGUUAGUAGUGGGAGUAGCGAUGGGAGGUUUGUGAGUGGUGAAGAGGACGUUGAAAUGGAGACGGAGAAGCCAGUUACCCUCCGGGAAACCCCACAAAACCACUUUCGAUGGGGUGGUGCUGGUUCCGCUUUUGUUGACCCUGUGGAAUUUCCGGCACUUAAAAGUGAAGAGCCGGUAUGGACAUCAUUGGCGAAUGAAAAAGAUAAUGAUGAUAAAUAUGUUGUUGGACAGUCGAAAGUUGGGAGCCUGGAGAAGGGUGAAUUGGUUAGGGAUGAGGACAAGGGUUUAGAGAUGAUUUGGGCUCAGGGUUCUGUGGAAAAAAAUGGAAUUGAUAUUGUGGAAGGAAAGGAGGUUUCGGUGGAAAUCGGCAAGGGUCUGGAUAUGAAUUUGUUUGAGAAGGAGACUGAGAAGCUAGGAGUCGAGGGGAGUCAGUUGGAUGCAGAAGCUGCUGAAGGGAAGAAAGCAGAAGUUUAUGGGGGCGAGGCUGUUGAAGAGGGAGAGUUUUUCAGUGGUGGGAAUGAAAAAGUUGACACUGGGAAAUUUACUAGUGGAGGGGACUCGUUUCUGGAGGCUGUACAUGCCACUUUGCCAGGGUCGGGAGUGGCUGUUGUUGGAGAUGCGGAGGGAGGGAAGUAUUCUGAAAUUAAAGGAGCAGAGGUUCCAGUUGAUGAUGGUGUGCCUCCGGACAAUUGUUUUGAUAAGGUUAGUAGUGAUAUGGAAGAACCAGUUAAUUUGAAUAUUGAAACCAAGAAAAAUGUUGAAGCUAUUACUGGUUUCAAGACUGAAGUUGCAGAAGUGGACAGUAAUGGAAUGGAACAGAUUGAGACCUCAGUGGAGGUUGAUGUAGGGGAUAGAGAUGGAACUCUGGCCACUGAUUAUAUUGAGGAAACUGCACAAACACGUGCUGUUCAUGAUGUAGAACUUUAUGUGAGUGCUGCAAGCAAAAAGUUGGAAGAUGAACUAUCAGUCAAAGCUGAUUUACUUGAAUCUGCAGAAUCAAUUGCUGUUACAAAUGCGGAAUUUAAACUAGAUGCUGAAAUUGAAGAAAAGAAUCAUCAAGGUGUAGAAGGUGAGAAUGAUGGAUCGGUGACAGAUGGUGAGACUGAUGCAAUGAUUUUUGGAAGCUCUGAAGCUGCCAAAUUCUUGGAGAGGUUGGAGCAAGGUUCUGGUGCUGGUUCUUAUUCUGGUGCAGAGAAUUCUCAUGAUCAUUCACAGAGAAUUGAUGGUCAACUUGUGACAGACUCAGAUGAGGAAGUAGACACUGAUGAGGAAGGUGAGGGGAAAGAGCUGUUUGAUUCUGCUGCCUUGGCAGCCCUCUUGAAAGCAGCAACUAGUGCUGGCUCAGAGGAUGACACUGUCACUGUGACCUCUCAAGAUGGAACCAGGCUCUUUUCUGUUGAGCGACCUGCAGGUUUGGGGUCCUCGCUUCGACCUGUGAAACCUGCUGCACGACCAAAUCGGCCAAAUUUUUCAACUUCUUCCGGUCUCACAAAUGGGGGGGACUCAAAUGCCAGCUUGAGUGAAGAAGAGAAAAAGAAACUGGAAAAGUUGCAGCAGAUAAGGGUGAAAUUUUUUAGGCUUGUUCACAGACUAGGUCAUUCGCCAGAAGAGUCGAUAGCUGCACAGGUUUUAUACCGUUUGGCCCUUCUCGCAGGGAGGCAAACCAAUCAACUGUUUAGACUUGAUGCUGCAAAGAGAGCAGCUUUGCAGCUUGAAGCAGAGGGGAAAGAUGAUUUGGACAUUUCCUUGAACAUACUUGUCCUUGGGAAAACGGGGGUGGGCAAGAGUGCUACAAUAAAUUCUAUUUUUGGUGAGGAGAAGUCCCCAAUCCAUGCAUUUGAACCUGCAACUAAUUCUGUUAGAGAAAUAACUGGUGUGGUAGGUGGAGUUAAGAUUAGGGUAAUUGAUAGCCCAGGUCUCAAGUCUUCUGGUUCAGAACAAGGGUUAAACCGCAAAAUAUUGACUUCCAUAAAGAAGUUCAUGAAGAAUUGUCCUCCAGAUGUUGUCCUUUACGUUGAUAGGCUUGACACCCAAACCAGGGAUCUUAAUGAUCUGCCAUUGCUGAGAUCCAUCACUAGUUCUCUUGGCUCUUCAAUCUGGCGAAAUGCUGUAGUUACUCUAACCCAUGGUGCUUCAGCACCUCCAGAUGGACCUUCUGGUUCCCCUUUGAGCUAUGAGGUGUUUGUUGCUCAGCGCUCUCAUAUGGUUCAGCAGUCUAUUGGGCAAGCUGUUGGUGAUUUGCGUUUGAUGAAUCCAAGUUUGAUGAAUCCUGUAUCUCUUGUAGAGAAUCAUCCUUCUUGUCGGAAAAACAGAGAUGGACAAAAGGUGCUCCCUAAUGGUCAAAGUUGGAGACCUCAGUUACUGUUGUUGUGCUACUCUAUGAAGAUUUUAUCUGAAGCAAGUUCUCUUUCUAAACCUCAAGAUCCAUUUGACCGCCGGAAGCUUUUUGGUUUCCGCACUCGUUCACCUCCCCUUCCAUACCUAUUGUCUUGGUUGUUGCAGUCCCGUCCACAUCCUAAACUCUCUGCUGACCAAGGGGUUGACAAUGUUGAUUCUGACAUUGACUUGGCUGACUUUGAUUCUGAUCAGGAAGAAGAAGAUGAUGAGUAUGAUCAGCUCCCACCAUUCAAACCUCUUAGGAAAACUCAGCUUGCUAAGCUUAGCAAGGAGCAGAAGAAAGCAUAUUUUGAGGAAUAUGAUUAUCGUGUGAAGCUCCUACAGAAAAAGCAAUGGAGAGAAGAGUUGAAGAGAAUGAGAGAGAUCAAGAAGAAAGGAAAGUUUGCUGCAGAUGAAUAUGAUUACAAUGGAGAAGAUGCUGAUCCAGAUAAUGGAGCUCCAGCUGCUGUGCCUGUUCCAUUACCUGAUAUGGUCCUGCCACCUUCAUUUGAUGGUGAUAAUCCAGCUUAUAGGUAUCGGUUUUUGGAACAAACUUCACAGAUUCUGGCAAGGCCAGUUCUCGACACCCAUGGUUGGGACCAUGAUUGUGGGUAUGAUGGUAUCAACGUUGAACAUAGUCUAGCUGUUGCUAGUCGAUUUCCAGCAGCAGUCUCUGUUCAAGUAACUAAGGAUAAGAAAGAAUUCAGCAUCCAUUUGGAUUCUUCAAUCUCUGCAAAGCAUGGGGAGAAUGGGUCUAGCAUGGCAGGGUUUGACAUUCAAAAUGUUGGAAAGCAACUUGCCUACAUCUUUAGAGGUGAGACUAAACUAAAAAAUUUCAAGGCAAACAAGACAACUGCUGGGGUAUCUGUUACAUUUUUGGGCCAAAAUGUGGCUAGUGGUUUUAAACUUGAGGAUCAAAUUGCACUUGGAAAGCGCCUGAUGUUGGUUGGUAGCACUGGGACUGUCCUUUCUCAGGGUGAUUCUGCAUAUGGAGCCAAUUUGGAAGUGCGGCUAAGUGAAGCAGAUUAUCCAAUUGGCCAGGACCAAUCCUCCCUGGGCUUGUCUUUAGUGAAGUGGAGGGGGGACUUGGCAUUGGGGGCCAACCUUCAAUCCCAAUUUUCCAUUGGAAGGAGUUCUAAGAUAGCUGUUCGAGCAGGAUUGAACAACAAGCUGAGCGGACAAAUUACUGUCCGAACAAGCAGCUCUGAACAACUUCAGAUUGCACUUGCGGGUCUUCUUCCCAUUGCAAUGUCUAUCUAUAAAAGCAUUAGGCCAGGGGUUAGUGACAAUUACUCAAUGUACUAGAUCCUGCAUUUUUUUUUCAUUGAUGCAAUGUAUCGCAUUCAUUCAGCAUCAUAGAUUAGAUAACGUGUUGAGCUUGAUUUGGAUUUCAAUAAUGCUGAAUUUUCUUUCAUGUAGAACUUAUUGAUCUUAUCAAUAUCAGGUUCAUGUUAUAUUGCGUGAUGAAAUGUAUUAAAUAUGAGUUGGAUUCAUGAGGAAAUUAUAAUAUUUUUCUUGUUUC